Alosa sapidissima (American shad) is the source of this 3128-nucleotide messenger RNA. RefSeq names its product regulator of G protein signaling 14b (gene rgs14b). NCBI's taxonomy places the organism in Eukaryota, Metazoa, Chordata, Actinopteri, Clupeiformes, Clupeidae. Gene Ontology annotation, biological process: signal transduction. Gene Ontology annotation, molecular function: GTPase activator activity. The record is from RefSeq and is a predicted model, not a curated record. The transcript has 17 exons. Bases 109 to 2076 code for a protein of 655 amino acids.
UCCUCGAUCAACUCAGCGAGCUCCUUCAGGGGAAAAGAGGAAGGAUCAGUGUGGGCUGGUCAGCCUGCCAAACACCACACAGCCGCCCAGCUCCCUCUCACCACCAGCAUGGAGGCCGCGGCUUUACACCGACAUGACAAGCCGGCGCAGAAAGCAACCGCCAAGGGCCGGGAGAAGAGGACCGUGAGCUUCCAGGAUCUCACCCGGAGCUUCAGCCACUUCACCCUGCGUACGUCCUUCAGGAGGAAGUUUGGAGAACGCACUGGAUUCACUGGCAGUCGGACAUUGACUGUUACAAAGACGCUGGCAGCAUCAGAUGGAGAGCUGAAUGUAAUGGAGACGGAUGAGCAGGGGGGAGGCAGCAACACCAGUCUGCCCAGCGCACCCAAUGACCGAGCCAGCGGCAUGGACCAGACGGCCAGCUGGGCCGUCAGCUUUGAGCGGCUGCUGGAGGACCCCACCGGGGUGCGCUACUUCACCGCCUUCCUGAAGUCCGAGGUCAGCGCAGAAAACAUCUUAUUCUGGCAGGCGUGUGAGAAGUUCCGCAGGAUCCCCUCCACUCAGCCAGGCGAGUUGUGCCGCGCGGCUCUGUCUAUCUACAACACCUACCUCUCAGAUAGCGCUACUCUUCCAGUCAACAUUGACGACACGGCCCGUGUGGAUGAGAAGACUCUCAGAGCUCCGCACUCAGACAUGUUUCAGAAAGCCCAACAGCAGAUUUUCAAGUUGAUGAAAUUUGACAGCUACGCCCGCUUCGUCCGUUCCCAGCUGUAUCAGAACUGCAUGCUGGCUAACGUGGAGGGCAGGCCCCUGCCUGACAUUGGGCCCCGCUCCAAGGCCACCGCAGCUAAAAGGGCCGCAGCUCCAGAUAACUACUCCCAGAGGGACCAGCAGAAACCUGACUCAAAACAGAAGGAGAAGAGCCGAGCUAAAGCAGAGGAGGAGCAGAGGAAAGGGCUGAUCCAGAAAUGGGACAAACGACAGGAGAAGACCGCAUCAUGGGGAGAUCCUCUUGCUUCAAUAAAGACAGGGGGGUCCUCACGCAAUGAGGUGGAGCAGGUGUGUGCCCGGCUAGCAGAGAGUGACCUCCCUGUGGCACAUAAGUACUGCUGCGUGUACCUGCCCGACGGCACGGCUUCCCUGAUGCCCGCGCGGACCGGUCUGUCCGUCCGCAGCAUGCUGAUGGGCCUGUGUGAGAAGAGGGGCCUCCCUCUCAAGGACAUCACCAUCCACCUGCAGGGCAAAGACAAGAAACCCCUCUCUCUAGACCAGGACAGUGCCGUGCUGAAGGACCAGCAGGUGGUUCUGGAGCUCCGAGUUACCUUAGCGGUGAGAAUUGUUUUCAUGGGGAAGACGGUGACAAUUGUGGCCAAGUCUAACAAGACUCUACAGGAAGCCCUCGCCACCAUUCUUCAGAAAUACAAUCUACGACCUCAAGAGACCCUGGUAACCAUGAGCGGAAGUGACGAGAUCUUAAACAUGAACAUCGGGGUGACUUCUCUGGCCAACAAGACAGUGAUACUGGACAGAUCAAAAGCUCGAGACAUCCCAAGUGCUACCAAAGUACCAGUCACUUCCCCAGGGCUUCAGCAGAUGAGAAGAGGAGGCAUCGCAGACGUGGACAUAAGCUCCCCUGGGGCUGGGUACAGAACCAGAGGAAAUGCCAGACAGAGGAACCCUGGCCUGCGCAGAACUUACGACAUGGACGGCCUGGUGGAGCUGCUGAACAGAGCCCAGUGGUGCAGCGCCGAUGACCAGCGGGGCCUGCUGAGCAAGGAGCAUCUGAUGCUGCCCCAGUUCCUGCAGCAGCCCCUCCCCGAGGAGACGGCCGAGGAGGACGACCAGGACCUGGGGAACAGACUGGCCGAGGAGAGCCAGUCGGACUCUGGCUCCUCCAGCUGCCUGCCACAGGUGGCAGACCAAGGGCCUGUGCCCGGCUUCGCUUCAACCUCAGCUGAGGCCGAUGCGAUGCCCUCGCUGCCCCCUACGGGGGGGGAGGUUCCAGGCGAGGCCGGGUCCACAGAUGGACUGUCUGACAGCCAAAAUUCAGGCCCCACCCGAGAGACCGUGGUCUGAGGGCCUGCAUGCGUUUCAGCCGGACUGGACCGUGGUCUGAGGGCCUGCAUGCGUUUCAGCCCGACUGGACCGUGGUCUGAGGGCCAGCAUGCGCUUCAGCCCGACUGGACCGUGGUCUGAGGGCCAGCAUGCGUUUCAGCCGGACUGGACCGACGUGACAGCCCUUGGCGUAUUUUUACAUUAACUACAGUGACUGUUUGUUGACAAGACGAAUAUUUAUUUGGGGAAUGACUGGAAAUGUGAAAGAUGGAAGUGUUGUGCCACUUUGUAUUCAUUUUUGUUGAUUUUUCAUUUCCUGGGAGAUUCCAGAUAUCCCAGUGCGGCUGAAUAAAUAACAUAUUUUGUAUUGCAAUAUUCAGAUAUUGCUUACAUGGAGUAGAACCCAAAACUACUAAGAUGUUUUCAGAAAAUGGUACAUGUCAGUCAAUGAGCAGAUGGCACAGAAACUGUGAUGUCAAAAUACUGCACUGUAGUAUCUACUCUCUCUCUUUCUGCCUCUCGUGUACAAUGUCUCAUUCUGUCUGGCAGUCUUGGUCACUGCACUGUAAAGUUAUUAUGUCAGGGAUAAUGUCUUGUCCAUCGGUCAUUAUUGGAAAAUAACAGCACCCUGACGCGGAGGAGUGGACUGCAACAGGACAUGUCUUACAACCUUUAUUUAAGCUAGUGUGUAGAUGUGAUGGACAAACAUAAAAGUCAAUCAAGGCUCCGUCAAGUACUUGGGGUUUUCUUCUGAUGCAUAGCCUUGUGUUUGAAAUGAAGAACCAACCCUUGGGUGGAUUUGUAGCUGUGACCUGAGAGAGAGAGAGGACCUGCGCUCAUUGUGGGCAGGGUAAAUGUAACCUGUACUGAGACAAGUGUCUCAGUAUUACUUUAUCCUGCAGCAGGUCUAUGCCAUCACUACGGCUUCCAGAUGGCACUGAUGCUGGGUACUCUGGUCCAGACUCCGAUGUAUCGCAAGGGCAGAUGCCAGCUUAGCUGUGCGUGCCUUAGAAGUACCCUUACCUGGUGUUGAGAGUGAUAGAAGAAUAAAUAAAAUCUUCAUUUGAGUUUUA